AUGAAGAAUGCGUCGUCUACAGCUGCAAAAUCUGCAGCACCCGAAACGACAGUGUCGAGUUCGGGAUCAUCGGAGCCAGCGCCCGCUGAGGCGUCCGAGCCAUCCAAUGAGACCAGCACAAAUGAGACCAGCACAGAGAAGGCCACUACAAAUGAGGCCACGACAAAUGAAUCGACUACAAAUGAAACAACCACAAAUGAAAACACCACAGAUGAGAAAGUAGGGGAUGUUGGUGAAAAGCCAACCAAACCGAAAGUUGAAAAAGAAGAAGAAGAAGAUCACCGUGAUCCAUAUGUUCUAGAAAAUGUUAUACGCGAAGAUCCAGCUACCGGACUCAAAGACGUCACGAUGGAAGAUCUUCCAUUUGGAGGAAUCAUUGGAGUUACAAUGGUUAUGGGUGUCGCCCCAGUGAAAAAGAAAAGAACUUACUUUGUCGUUUUGUCAAAGCGUGCGCUUGAGGUUUAUGAUAGCGAAAAAUCUUUUCGGAAGGGCUCAUGUGCAAAACACAUCGUCGAUCUUGCCACUGCUUUCAACGUUCACAUGAAUCACUACGAUAGCAAACUGAAAAGAUGUCUCUGUGUUAUGGGUCCAGAUGAUACCGUGGUCAUGCGUCCUGAAAAUGAUUUAAUGCUUAAAAAUUGGUAUGACGCAAUAUUAAACUGUCUUUUGUUAUCCCGGCAAUUGAGAAUCGGACGACCUUGUGCUGCCUAUGAAAUUUUUGAAGCAUGUUAUGAUGUCGAGGUCGUUGCUCAUAUGAAAAAUGCAAAGGCAUAUAAGAAAACUCGAAUGGAAGAUGGUUAUGUUAAUAUUUGCGAAUCAAUGAAUCUUUGUGGAAUCAGAAGGUUGUGUUUCUAUUCGCAUACAGUCGUUCUAGCAGACCGAGAAAUUGAACCAGUGAAAACGGGAUGCCCAGAUUCUGGAUUUCCACCAUUUCGUGCGGAAGCGUUUGUUGAAUUUCCGCGUCCACUCAUCGCUUACUUUGGAGUACAAGAGAAAUACUUUUACUUGCGUCUGGGUAAAGGGAUCGCAAUUGGCGGAACUGAAUUGCUAGUUUUGUGUGACUCUUUUGAGACAGCUCAAGCAAUUCACGCCACAAUGAGAACGAUAAUCGAAAGAGAGGCUGGCAAACGGAUUAUCCUUGAAAGACCACCCGAAGCAGUAAAAGCUAUAGAGGCUGGAAAGGAAAGAGAAGGUCCUAGAGAAGACUGUUGCGAUAAAGGUCAUCAAGAUGGACCACAUAGUGAGACUCCGCAACCCAAUAUGGAGUCGCUCUCAGUUCCGUCACCACAUGCUCACCAUCGUAAUAAGCUUUCCCUUGAUUCGACACCUUUACUAACUGCAAAAGAGCGUCGCAAGUUAUUGCGCGAUUGCCUUUCAUUUGCAAACUCUUUGGAGUUUGACGAAUCCGCGCCGUCAUCGCCAUUCGGCACACAACCCCGAGGUUCAUUGGGCAGUUUUCAUGUAGAUCAUCUCUCGAGAUUAGAUCAACCGCGUGGAUCAGUUCAUUCAGUUGGUGCGGUUCCCGUUGGCGGCGUUUUACCUGAUAGGUCUCGCCGCGCAUCGCAUCAAUUCCGACUAACCGAUCAUCCACUAAUGAAGGAUCCAUUGAGAUAUAAGAAAAAUUCGACAGCGUCUGUUAAUGAGGCGGGAUCAUCAAGCCGCAAGCACGUUGUUCCCAUGUUUGAACCACCAAAAGCAGAAAAGGAAAAGAAAAAGAAGCCAGAAAAAGGAUCAAAAAAAAAGAAGAAGAAGGAAGAGGAAGAAGAAGCUCCACCACCGGUGUCUAGACGGAGACGUUCAAACUCACCACCAUUCGAAACGUAUUUGGCAACUACUUUAGGAAUGAAUUUUUCCGACGACUAUUUGCGAGAGGGAGCACUGAGAAAGAUGUCGAGUAUUCGCAAUGACGAUACAUACUCGCCAAUGGAGCCGAGCGAUUGGAAUUUGACUCCAAAUCCACUUCUUUUACAAUAUUCAAGCGAUCGACGUAGUGGUAAUCGGGCGGCAGUUGCCGAGAAAUAUAGAAUGCAUUUCCCGACACAGCGGGAUCGCGAAGCCCUUCAGUUGAGAUUUCAACCAUCACCAAGAAAUUUGGCUCUUGCAGCGGCCAACGCAGCACCACGAGCGAACUCGUUUGGCGGAAAGACGGAAACUGUAGAGAAACCAAAAAAAUCAUUGUUUUCAAGUGUUCUAUGGCGCGAUAAGAAAGAGAAGAAAGAGGAAAAGAAGCAAGCGCAAGAUGAACAGAAAAAAGAAUCAAGUUCUGAAAAUCUUCCUUCUAGUUCUACUGGAAACACCUCUAGCCUUACUGUUGAGGAUCCUAGGAAACGAGCAUUUUCUUUGGGAAGCAAAAGCUUUUUCAAUUUCAACUUCAAUCAAAUAGGGUUGAAUGAUUUCCGCCGUCUUGUCAAAAAACCUCUUCCAUUUGUUGGACGUUCCUCGUCACCAAAUAACAAUUCCGCCUCUGGUGUUUCAAACUCAUCCUCCGCAUCGCCGUCGUCAUCCGGGAACAUUCAUCUGACGUCAAAUGACAACUCGCGAAAUAGAACCGGUAGCUUCGAAUCAGGUCGUGGGAGUCCAUCGAAAAAAUGCAACAAAAAUGAUGAUGAUCACCACGUUGAGAUUGACUUUGGCAACCCGUCAGAUGGCAAAUCAGCGUGCCCAUCUCUUACAAAAACGGAAAUCUCGAAACCCCUGAAACAACAAAGCCAACCACCAGCGACUGAAUCUUCUGGAAGACACCGUUCUGAUUAUCCAAGACCAAAAAAGCCGCAAACAAAGGAAGAAGAACUUUAUUAUGGAAAUCGCCCGAGUGAUAAACUUCUUCGCGAUCUUAAAAUUGCAAAGAGAGGAAUUGACUAUGGCCCGUGUGAACUCAUGACUGGUCAACCUGCCAAAAAGUAUCCUGAGAACAAAUCUGGAACGGAAAGUAGGUGGAGACAAGCUACUCGUCAUUUCACUUCAAGUUUCCGACGUGAUGAUGACAAAUACUACAAUAGAAAGAAAAUCUCGGUUUGUGGAUCGAUUGUUGAAGAGAAAGAAGAUGGCGAUUCAAGCGCAGAACUUGACGACGAUUCCAAGACUAUUGUAGCAGACUUUGCUACUGAUAACUUGGAAGAUUCAUACGGAUUCUACUGGGCUGGAGCAUAUCGCGAAAACAACACCGCCCAAUGGCACUGGAUUGAUGGCAGUCCACUUAAUUACACUAAUUGGGUUCCGGGAGAUAACCAAAUUGAUAAAUAUUGCCUGAAAAUCCGUUUUUCUGAUGGAAGAUGGCUAUCCGAGUAUUGCGAUAACACCGAACAAUUUGUCUGCGCGAAAAAUGCUGGAGGACCAUCGCCACCAUAUGGAACUUGCCCACCAUGCAUGAAGGAACUUUAA
This is a messenger RNA of Caenorhabditis bovis, 3381 nucleotides long. The record is from the annotation of a GenBank genome assembly. Lineage: Eukaryota; Metazoa; Nematoda; Chromadorea; Rhabditida; Rhabditidae.